Messenger RNA from Solanum verrucosum, 2594 nucleotides. RefSeq names its product pentatricopeptide repeat-containing protein At4g20090. The coding region runs from base 130 to 2283 and encodes 717 amino acids. The record is from RefSeq and is a predicted model, not a curated record. Lineage: Eukaryota; Viridiplantae; Streptophyta; Magnoliopsida; Solanales; Solanaceae. Gene Ontology annotation, molecular function: protein binding. The transcript has a single exon.
UCUCACAGAGACCUUCUUCAUUUUCUUGAACCUUCGCUAAAGAUUCUUGAAUUUAAAGUUUAAACCCAACAUAUAUGAUCAUAAUCAGAAGUUUUUGUUUUUCUUCAUGAGAAUCUGAGUUGAAAAGGCAUGCUCUUUUUCUCCCUCCCUACCAAACAGUUCACCUCAAAGCUAAUCCCAUGUAAGUCUUUCUCUAACUUCACCAUUAACCAUUUAUUCUCAGCUCUUUCGAACCCUUCUCAUACUGACAAAGAACCUGAAAUAGACUAUGCAAUUUCUACUUUGAAAACUGAAAUGGGACUACCCAAAUUGAGUUCUUGUGGAACUGAAAUGGAAAUAUCCAUAUCUGAUAACUCAAUGAAAAUUUCCCCAAUACCCAACUUUAAUUCUUGUGGAACUGAAGUAGAAGAACCCCUUUCUGAUAAUUCAUUUAAAGUUACCCUAAAACCCAACUUGGGUUCUUGUAAAAAUGAAGUGGAAGUACCAAUUUCAGAUAAGUUAUUUAAAGAGGCUCCAAAGUUGGGUUCUUUCAAAUUGGGUGAUUCUACAUUCUAUUCUCUUAUUGAGAAGUAUGCCAAUUCCGGGGACUUUACGUCUUUGGAGAAGGUUUUUGAUAGAAUGAAGUGUGAAAAAAGAGUCUUUAUUGAGAAGAGUUUUAUCUUAGUGUUUAGAGCUUAUGGAAAAGCCUGUUUGCCUGAAAAAGCUGUUGAAUUGUUUGAAAGAAUGGUGGAUGAGUUUCAAUGUAAACGAACUGUGAAGUCGUUUAAUUCUGUUCUUAAUGUGAUAGUUCAGACAGGAUUAUAUCGUCGUGCUUUAGAUUUUUAUGCUGAUGUUGUGAAUAAUAGGAAUGUUAUGCCAAAUGUGCUUUCUUUUAAUUUAGUUAUUAAGACAAUGUGUAAGCUUCGGAUGGUCGAUAGAGCUAUGGAGGUGUUUAGAGAAAUGCCUACUUGGAAAUGUGAGCCGGAUGUUUAUACAUACUGCAGUUUGAUGGAUGGGUUGUGCAAGGAUGACCGGAUUGAUGAAGCAGUUAUUCUUUUGGAUGAAAUGCAGGUAGAGGGAUGUCUUCCUGUUCCAGUGACAUUUAAUGUGUUGAUUAAUGGGCUUUGUCGGAAAGGUGACUUGGCUCGAGCUGCAAAGCUUGUGGAUAACAUGUUUCUUAAAGGGUGUGUUCCAAAUGAAGUGACUUAUAACACACUUAUACACGGUUUGUGCCUGAAAGGUAAAUUGGAGAAAGCAGUUAGUUUAUUGGAUAGAAUGGUGUCAAAUAAGUAUAUACCAACUGAUAUAACCUAUGGAACGAUUAUCAAUGGGUUUGUUAAGCAAAGAAGAGCCACAGAUGGUGUGCAGAUCUUGUUGGCAAUGCAGGAGAAAGGGCAUCUGGCAAAUGAAUAUGUCUACUCAGCACUGGUUAGUGGGUUGUUCAAGGAGGGCAAACCUGAAGAGGCGUUAAAAAUAUGGAAGGAAAUGAUAGAAAAGGGAGUGAAGCCUAAUACAGUUGCUUAUUCUGCUUUUAUAGAUGGCUUGUGUCGAGAAGGCAGACCUGACGAAGCUAAGGAGAUCCUUUCUGAGAUGAAUAAAAUGGGUUGCACUCCCAAUGCUUAUACUUACUGCUCUCUGAUGAAAGGUUAUUUUAAAACCGGUGACAGCAACAAGGCUAUACUUUUGUGGAAAGACAUGGCAACCAGUGGUAUCACAUGCAAUGAAAUCUGCUACAGUGUACUUAUCCAUGGCCUGUGUCAAGAUGGGAAGCUCAAAGAGGCUAUGAUGGUGUGGAAGCACAUGUUAGGCAAAGGAUUGGUCCCUGAUGUCGUGGCUUAUAGUUCAAUGAUUCAUGGCCUUUGCAAUGCUGGUUCUGUGGACCAGGGAUUGAGACUCUUCAAUGAGAUGCAAUGUAGAGGAUCUAAUUCUCAGCCUGACGUAAUAGCAUAUAACAUAAUUAUUAAUGCUUUAUGCAAGGUGGACAGAAUUUCUCUAGCAAUUGAUCUUUUGAAUACCAUGUUGGAUCGAGGUUGUGAUCCUGACACAAUUACAUGUAAUAUUUUCUUGAAAACCUUAAAUGACAAAGCAAAUCCAUCCCAAGAUGGGGAAGACUUUCUGGAUAAGCUGGUGCUACAACUGUACAGGCGGCAGAGAAUCGUAGGAGCUUCAAGAAUUAUAGAAGUGAUGCUUCAAAAAAUUCUUUAUCCCAAGUCGUCCACUUGGGAAAUGAUUAUUCGAGAACUUUGCAAACCAAAGAAGGUUCAAGGAGCUAUUAACAAGUGUUGGAGUGACCUUUUCAUCUGAUAUUAGAGGUUAGUUUUUUUUUUUUUUUUUUUUUGGUUGCAAAAAUGCAAUAUCCUGAACCUUUGUUUCCCGUGGGCAUAUUGCUCCUAAGGGACUAAAGAGGACAUGGACGUGAGAUUCUUUCAGAAGAUCCAUUCUGUACAUUUCAGAAUUUGGAUCCUUGUGCUUGAUACAUCAAACAAUUACACAAUGACAGGAUGACUGCUAUUACCGAACAGACACUUGCAUCCAUAAUUUAACGUUCUGUUUUCUGUUUGUUUGAAUGCAUGUCUGUUGCACAUGUAUCUAACAGAAAAUGACAUAUUUUAUCG